Molecule: messenger RNA, 1812 nt
Organism: Chionomys nivalis (European snow vole)
Lineage: Eukaryota; Metazoa; Chordata; Mammalia; Rodentia; Cricetidae
Product: alpha-fetoprotein-like
Exons: 14
Coding region: 1-1812 (603 amino acids)
Biological process (GO): transport
Cellular component (GO): cytoplasm; blood microparticle
Molecular function (GO): fatty acid binding; zinc ion binding
Source: RefSeq, a predicted model, not a curated record
AUGGAGGUUAUUAAAACUCUAUUUCUUAUUGCUUUCUUCAGCUCCACUAAAUGUGAGCCUCUUCAAACAAGUUUACUACAUGCAGCCAGGCAGCAUAUUAACCGCCGGGAUCACCUGGAGGAAAACCUAAGAGAUGCUGCCAUCAUUAUGGUUGCUCAGUUUCUUCAGGAUGCAGCUUAUGCCAAGGUCCAAACCAUAGCUGAAGAGUUGCUGGAUCGUGCUGAAAUAUGUAAGAGUCUCAGACCACACGAGUCACCUGCAGAGUGCGCUCACCAGUUGAUGGGUACCUUCCUCACCCAUAUUUGCAACGACCAAGGGCUGGUGGGCAAGCAAGUGUUCAGUGACUGCUGUAAGAUGGAAAUUACAGCAAGACUCCAGUGCUUCCUGUCCUCUAAGAAAGAUGACGCAGACCGCAUCUAUGUACCCCUGAUUCCAAGGCCUGAGCUGACCUGUGAGAAAGAUGAGGGGACUCACGUGUCACUGAAGACAAGGUCCAGCUAUGAAAUUUCUCGAAGGUAUCCAUUCUUAUACGGACCCACUAUCUUGACCAUGUCUGCUUGCUAUGAAACAGCUGUUUGGUUAUGUUGUCAAGAAGAAAAUAAAACCGAGUGCCUGCAGACAAAGUGUGAAAUCAGGAUUCAAUUCGAUGACAAAAUAGCAAGAGCGGUAGAAUUGAUUCUGCUCACUAAAAAGCAACCUAAAGCUAACUUUUCUGAAAUUGCCAAAUUGACCACAGAUAUUAAAAAUCUGCAUGAGAUCUGUUGUGAAGGAAAUACAGUGGCAUGUGCACUGGGCACGCACCAGCUUAUGAACUACACCUGCUCUAACCAGGCCAUCUUGUCCAGCAAGUUUGCUCUUUGUUGUGAACAGCCAGAACCAUUCCGUGGGGAAUGCAUUAUCAACCCAAAAAACGAUGACAAGCCCAACUUGACAUCCCUGGCACUCAGAAAGUUUACUGAAGACCAGUCUGCAUGCAAACAAUUCAGUGACAGGCAGGACGACUUUCUGCAAGAGUUUCUUUAUGAAUAUUCAAGAAGACACCUGAAGUUGGUAGUUCCAGUGAUUUUAAGAAUACUUGCAACAUAUAAACAGUUGCUGGAGGAAUGCUGCAAGUUAGGAAGCCCUUUGGAAUGCCACCACCGUGGGAAAGAGAUGUUCCAAAGAGUGGUCCGUGAAAGCCGUGACCGUGUGAAAACUUACUGUGACUUACACAGGACGUUAGGAGGCAGUAACUUCCAGGACAGGCUUACCAUCCUUUAUACUAAGAAAGCCCCACAGCUGUCUGUGCAGGAGUUGGUGGCGUUCACAAGAAAGAUGGCAGCGGCUGCCAGUAGAUGCUGCCCACUAAGCGACGAGCUGCAGUCUGCCUGUGUGGAGGAUGCGGCCAAGCUGAUCCUUGGAGCUCUGUGCCGACGACAUGACGCCAAGCCUAUCAACGCUGGAGUGGGCCGCUGCUGCGACGACUCCUAUGCCUUCAGAAAGCCCUGCUUUGAUGACCUGCGAGUUGACGGAACUUAUAUUCCUCCACCUUUGUCUUGUGACCAAGUCAUCAGCCUUACAGAGGACUUGUGCCGAGCACAGGAGGACGAGCUCCAAACUGAAAAGCAAAAGCUCCUCAGUAACCUCGUGAAGCAGAAGCCACAAAUGGCAGAAGAUGCAUUCCAGGCCAUUGGCGCGGAGUUCACACAGUUGGUGGAGAUGUGCUGCCACGCAGAAAAGCGGGAAACGUGCUUUCAGGAAGAGGGACCCCAACUGAUCAGGAAGUGCCAGUCUCUCUUAGAGGCCGACUCAUCCCAGAGAGUGCCGAUGUAG